UCGAUGUGGGCGACGAUGCGGCGCCGCUCAGCCUGGCUGGGGUCGCUGCACUGCACCAGGGCGCGGAGAAGACAGCCGAGGGGCGGAGCGGCGCGUGCGCACAAGGGCGCCGCGGGAAGUUGGAAACCGGCAGGCGGCGCGACCAGGUGGCUGCCCCAAGGAGACAGCCGGGGCAUGGGCCCGGCUGUCGGUUUGGCGCGGCGGCUGCGGACGGCGCUGCAGGAGGAGGAGCUGCGGACUGUGGAGGACUUGCUGCGCCGUGGUGCCGACCCCAAUCUGGUACUCGAGGAUGGCGCGGCGGCCAUGCACCUGGCGGCCAGAGCCCAGCACCUGCGGAGUCUGUGUUGCCUCGAGGCCCUGCUGCGCCGAGGCGGGGACCCCAACGCUCGAUCGGCCGAGGCACUGACACCGCUGCAUGUGGCCGCUGCCUGGGGCUGUCGCCGGGGCCUGGAGCUGCUGCUGAGCCAGGGAGCAGACCCCGCGCUCCGCGACCAGGACGGACUCCUGCCUCUGGACUUGGCGGAGCAGCAAGGGCACCAGAACUGUGCCCGUGUGCUUCGGGAGCUGGAGACUCGGACCAGGGCCCCAACCCGGACCUGGAAAGGCUCCUGGAAGCCAGAACCUGAGCCAGAGCCUGGAGGUACCGGCAAGGACGUGCGCCUGGAGGCUGGCCCUGGACCCCCCGGCCUGCUUGCCUACCCGGAGACUGCUGACACAGAUGGUGGAUUGGAGUCCCCACUGGGGCGCUGGGACUGCAGCUCGGUGACCUCCUUUGUCACUGCUGUUGAGGCCUCAGGAGCUGAGGAUCUAGCUGGCCACACCUCCCCCUGGACCGGUGUCCGACUCUCCCAGAGGGUGCCAAGAUCUCUGGGCACCCUACAGCUGGCACAUCAACCCCUCAUGGAGGACAGGGAGGCAGAACUAAAUGCCCAUCUGCAGGCCCUGACUCUGACCUUGCCGGAUGAUCCCCCCUCCCCUCAGUUCUUCCCAGACAGAAGCUCAACCCAUAGUCCCCCUUGGGAACCGCUGCCUGGACCUUCUGACACCCACAUCCCAAGAGAGGACCAGCUAUCCCCCGACAGUGAUUUGGCUGCCCUCUGGCUGACAGAGGAUGAGGCAAGUGCCACAGGGGGCAGGGACCCCAGCCCCUGUGACCAGUGUCCACCGGACCCUACCAUAUCUGACCUGGAGCUGCUGAAAGGGCUCCGGGCGCUUGGCAAGAGCCCAGGUCCCAUCACGUCCUUCACCCGGCCACACUACCUCCGACGGCUGAAAGAAGCCCAGGCUGCUCCUGGCCCAGAUUUUUCAGGGCACAGCCCAGAGCUGGCCGAAGCCCUGCGCACAGGCCGUAUCCCAGAUGCCCAAGCUGAUGAAGAUGCACUUGUCCAGCAGUUCGAGCGGCCAGACCCCACCAGACGGUGGCGGGAGGGGGUCGUGAAGUCCAGCUUCACAUAUCUGCUGCUGGACCCCAGGAAGACUCAGGACCUGCCAGCCCGAGCCUUCUCACUGAGCCUAGCUGAAUGCCUUCGGAUUUUUGUCCAGGCCAUCUUCUACGUGGGCAAGGGAACACGGGCCCGGCCGGACAUUCAUCUCUGGGAGGCCCUUAACCACCGAAGACGGCCAGGAAAACAGGCCUGUCCCAAGGUACGCCGGAUCCUGGACAUUUGGGCCACUGGUCGUGGCGUUGUUUCCCUGCAUUGCUUCCAGCAUGUGGUCCCUGCAGAGGCUUACACUCGAGAAGCAUGUCUUGUGGAUGCUCUAGGAAUCCAGAUGCUGACUAACCAGAAGCAAGGACAUUGUUAUGGAGUGGUGGCUGACUGGCCCCCCACCCGGCGCCGCCGCUUGGGGGUACAUCUGCUGCACCGUGCUCUCCUUGUCUUCCUGGCUGAGGGUGAGCGAGAGCUACGGCCCCAGGACAUCUAGGCUUGUGCCUGAGCACUAGGGAAUUGGCCAGUUAACCUAAGUAGAGAUCAGGGUGUUUGAACAUUUCAGCUGCCCCUGCAUUGAGAGCAGCGCCGCACCCCCCCCGCCCCCCACUGCCCUCCCAUCUCCAGCUCCAGAAGGCUGGUAAGGGAGCAGCAAGACAGAUCUCCUCCUUGGGGUAAGGGAGGACUUUAUUACAGGUGGAACUGCUGGAUAGGUAGUGAGCUCCCUGUCAUGGGAGGAGAACAAGUCGACCAGAAGGUUCUUUGGAACAUGGUGCUUUGACAAUGUCAGUGCUUUGGCAGUUUGGUCCUAUCUGAGCAAACAAGUGACCAUUUUUAUCUCCCUGAUACAGAGGACCCACAGUGUAGGUUGUGCUGGGGGUUCCUGAGCUACAUACAGGGAAUCUGCCCAGCUCAAGAGUCAAGUUUUGCUGCUUCCCAGCUGUGGGACCUUGGACCAGUAAUUUCUCUGUCUGAGCCUCAAUUUCCCAAGUUGUACACAAUGAGGAAAGUGCAAAAUUCUACCUCAGGGGGACAUUGAGGGAAUCAGAUUAAACCGUCAUGGGGUAAAGUGUUUGGCUCUGAGCCCUACUGACCCAGAGAUGGCCUUGCAGCCCAGGUGGAAAGUUUCUGGUGGAACGGGGUGGGGGGCAUGCAGGAUGUUCCUGAGGGGUGUGUUGUGUGUUGAGGGGUGGGUAGAGCUGGAGAUUCAUUAGAAGGACUGAUGCUGAAGCUGAAACUCCAAUACUUUGGCCACCUGAUGUGAAGAACUGACUCAUAGGAAAAGACACUGAUGUUGGGAAUGAUUGAAGGCAGGAGAAGGGAAUGACAGAGGAUGAGAUGGUUGGAUGGCAUCACUGACUCUACGGACGUGAGUUUGAGCAAGCUCUGGGAGUUGGUGAUGGACAGGGAAGCCUGGAGUGCUGCAGUCCAUGGGGUCACAAAGAGUCGGGACACAACUGAGUGACUGAACUGAACUGAACUGAGAGCUGGAGAAGUCAUCGCAGCGUGGGUGUGAGACACCAGCCCUCCUUGGGAUCGCUGUGUGACUGGAACCUCCUGGUGUUGCUUCUCUGAAUCUGUGUCUUCCAUUAUAAAAUGAGAUUAACCUUGACUUUACACAAAGAGCUUCAGUAAAUGCCAAGCUAUUAUCCUA
This is a messenger RNA of Dama dama (fallow deer), 3081 nucleotides long. It is a transcript of the gene ANKLE1, whose product is annotated as ankyrin repeat and LEM domain containing 1. Gene Ontology annotation, molecular function: endonuclease activity; protein binding. The transcript has 9 exons. The record is from RefSeq and is a predicted model, not a curated record. Bases 4 to 1923 code for a protein of 639 amino acids. Lineage: Eukaryota; Metazoa; Chordata; Mammalia; Artiodactyla; Cervidae.